This is a messenger RNA of Rana temporaria (common frog), 3570 nucleotides long. RefSeq names its product GNAS complex locus (gene GNAS). Gene Ontology annotation, molecular function: ionotropic glutamate receptor binding; corticotropin-releasing hormone receptor 1 binding; GTPase activity. The coding region runs from base 876 to 2015 and encodes 379 amino acids. Lineage: Eukaryota; Metazoa; Chordata; Amphibia; Anura; Ranidae. Gene Ontology annotation, cellular component: heterotrimeric G-protein complex. Gene Ontology annotation, biological process: adenylate cyclase-activating dopamine receptor signaling pathway; sensory perception of chemical stimulus. The record is from RefSeq and is a predicted model, not a curated record. The transcript is spliced from 12 exons.
ACCCCAGUCUCAGCCCUCAUUUCCCAGCCGUGAGAAAUAGAGGAAAAUACUGCAAGAAGAAGGAGAGGGAGACGGCGAAGAAGGAGAGGACUCAGCGGCGGCGGUGGUCAGUCCUCCUUCACCGGACAGGGACUGGGGACCGUGACAUCCCCUCCCCCCCCAGGGACCCCGCUUCCCCUCCUCAGGGGGGAGGACCAGACAUCGGCAGGAAGGGGGGCCUGGACCCCGGCGGACACCCCGAUAUUCAGGAUCUGCUCCCCCCCCCCGACACCCCGCAAUCCUCUCUGAUGAUCGCACGGCCACCAGGGGGCUCCGGGGCUCCUCAUUUUUGGGGGUCCCUCGAUUGAUUAACCCGCUCGGUGCCGCCCCUCCAGAUCCCACCGACACCCUAUCUUCCACCCGCCGUGCCCCCCAAAUCUGGUCGGCCGACGAGGAUCGAGGUGCCCCCCAGUACGGAGAGGAGGAGAUCGCAGGCCACCAUUUUAAGACAGGAAGAGAGGGGGAGGCAGCCUGACAUCUCAUCACUUCGGGGGGCUGAUGUGUGAUUUGGGGGGCGUGUGACCCCCUCACAGCGGACAUUCAUCACCGACAAUUACAGGGGCCUUUGCUCGGAUCGGGGAUCCCCUGCUCGGAUUUUUUUCCAUUUUAUUUAAAGGAGCAUACCCCUCCCUUCCCCCCACCCCCUCUCUUUUCAAGGGCCGAGGCCUAGUUGUUUGUUUUGCCUCCUCCGGCGGCUGCGGUGUUUCCUGAGCGGCCAGGCCGGCCCGCGGGUGUCGGUGAGCGGUCAGAGUCGGGGCGGAGAGCUCGGUGCAGGCCGUGACUCGGAGGAGUGUUGCUGUAGCAGCACGAGGAGGAGAAGACGAAGGAGGAGGAGGAUGGGCUGUCUGGGGAACAGUAAGACGGAGGACCAGCGCAAUGAGGAGAAGCAGCAGCGGGAGGCCAACAAGAAGAUCGAGAAGCAGCUGCAGAAGGACAAGCAGGUGUACCGGGCCACACACCGGCUACUGCUGCUGGGUGCUGGAGAAUCUGGGAAAAGCACAAUCGUGAAGCAAAUGAGAAUCCUUCAUGUGAAUGGAUUUAAUGCUGAAGAGAAAAAGGUUAAAGUACAAGAUAUUAAGAAUAAUAUUAAAGAGGCUAUUGAGACCAUAGUUGCAGCAAUGAGCAACCUGUCCCCUCCAGUGGAGCUAGCAAAUCCGGCCAACCAGUUCCGAAUUGAUUACAUCACAAACUUACCGAGCGACAAAGACUUUGACUUCCCAGCAGAGUUCUAUGAACAUACAAAAGCGCUCUGGCAAGAUGAAGGUGUGAAUGCCUGCUACGAGAGAUCGAACGAGUACCAGCUCAUUGACUGCGCACAGUAUUUUCUAGAUAAAAUCGACGAUGUGCAGCAGAAUGAUUACACACCCUCUGACCAGGACUUGUUACGAUGCAGAGUCCUGACAUCAGGAAUAUUUGAAACAAAGUUUCAGGUGGACAAAGUGAACUUUCACAUGUUUGAUGUCGGUGGUCAGCGGGAUGAGCGCAGAAAGUGGAUCCAGUGCUUUAAUGAUGUGACAGCAAUUAUAUUUGUGGUAGCCAGCAGCAGUUAUAAUAUGGUGAUCCGAGAGGACAAUCAGACCAACAGACUCCAGGAAGCGCUAAACCUCUUCAAAAGCAUCUGGAACAAUCGGUGGCUACGGACAAUUUCAGUCAUUCUCUUCUUGAAUAAACAAGAUCUACUUGCCGAAAAGGUUUUGGCUGGGAAAUCGAAAAUCGAGGACUACUUUCCAGAGUUUGCGCGUUAUACAACACCAGAUGAUGCAACUCCAGAGCUUGGGGAGGACCCCAGAGUCACAAGGGCCAAGUACUUUAUUAGAGAUGAGUUUCUUAGAAUCAGUACAGCAAGCGGAGAUGGCCGGCACUACUGUUACCCUCACUUCACAUGUGCGGUGGACACAGAAAAUAUUCGAAGGGUUUUUAAUGAUUGUCGGGACAUUAUCCAAAGGAUGCACCUCCGUCAAUACGAACUGUUGUGAUGGAGAGAUUCUCUUAUAUAUUUUUUCCUUUUUUUUUUUUUUUUUUUUUUCUGGACUCUUAAUUCAAUUUAAAAGAAAUGAAACUGCAAAAAUCCCACAGAAAAAUCUUUAAAAAAAAAAAUCUUUAAAAAAAAAUAAAGGGGGGUGGGGAAACAAUUCACCCAUGAAGGGAUGAAAACAAAAAACCUGCGUGCAAACUCCCUCUCCAGCUUGCACCUGUUUUUACUUGUUUCCUUGCUGCCGGACAAUUGUGGAACUGUUAGCUUGCUGCCCUUCACCCCUCAAUGCCCUGAAACAGCACGGGCUGGCGCCAAAUCUACCCUUUACCUACGACCUCUCCCCCUUUACACCCCCUUCCCUUUUCAAAAUGCCAACAUUUAAUGCAGUGCGUGUGGAGGAUUUUGACAUAAAAUAAAGGUAUACAAAUGCAGCUGGAAGAGAGGGGCUGUACAGUAGGCUGGAGGCUGUACCUAGACUUUCCUCCCCUUUCAAUAAUAAGCUGGGUCUACAUUUUUUUUUUUUUAAUCUUCAUGCAUUACAUCAACUUUGUAUUCCUUCACUGCAUUGCUGACCGCCAACUGAGAGAGAGAGGACACCUGACUCUUGACUGUAAAAAAGAGAAAAAAUUGUCCUGGUAUCACUGAGCUGCCAUCGUUGGGUGUGCAGUUGCAAGAGGUAAUUUAUUUUGCCUUUCACAAGGGUGCCAUUUUUUUUUUCCAUUUUUCUUUUUUAAUUUUUUUUUUCUUUUUUAGAGAAGCAAUAAAUACUUGGAUAUGAAUUUCAACAUAUCAAUGUAUUUAUUUUCCAAAUACAAGCCCUGGCCAUUUUAAUUUGGUCACAGUUAUCCAUGCUUUUUUUUUUUUUUUUUGCCCUCUUUCUCACCCCACCACCACUCCACUUUAUCCUUAGUCAACCUUUUGUGUGAUCUUUAAAUCUUCAGUCCUGAGCAGAAUGUUAGACCUAUCCGCACGAACAUGAUCACUUCCUUUUUUUCCUUCUGUACAACACCCCACUUCCCUACACUUUUUUUAUUUUGUUUCGUUUUUUUUUUUUUUUUUCUGUUUUUGUUUUUAUUUUACUGCUGGAUUAUUCUUUGUACAGAAUGUAAAAUGUAUUAUUUUGUACAACUUUAUUGAAAAAAAAAAAUAACUUGUAGAAGAUCUUUGUGCCUUGAUUUUGGCUGUGCCCUGUACAAUGAGCUAAAGAUGUAAGUAUGUCAAAAAAAAUUACUCUGUACAGCAAAUGUCACCUCUGCCCCUCUCCCCUUUUCCCUUCCUGCGCUCGUUCGGACAUCGGGCAAAUCGAUCUGUAGUACUAGUUAUUUUUUUUUCUUCCUGGUUUACAAAAAGGAAAAAAAAAAUGUUUAGUUAAAACAAAAAAAAAAGAGAAAAUGUACAAAUGUUGCAAAUUUAACCACUUUAAAAGUGGGUCGUCAUGGUGUGACCCACUGUGGCUUCAUCGUGCUUUUUAACUUUUAGCUUGAACUCAUUUAAAUCUCUAUCCAAAUGCAAGAACCUGGCUUGUUUCUACAUAAACAAAAUUUUGCUACAAAGAA